Strongylocentrotus purpuratus (purple sea urchin) is the source of this 1781-nucleotide messenger RNA. Its product is annotated as cell adhesion molecule 3-like. The record is from RefSeq and is a predicted model, not a curated record. Gene Ontology annotation, biological process: homophilic cell-cell adhesion; heterophilic cell-cell adhesion. Bases 63 to 1319 code for a protein of 418 amino acids. Gene Ontology annotation, cellular component: adherens junction. The transcript has 6 exons. NCBI's taxonomy places the organism in Eukaryota, Metazoa, Echinodermata, Echinoidea, Camarodonta, Strongylocentrotidae.
CCAGCUAACAAACAAAUCGUGAAAUUGAUUAUUAAUACAGAAGUCGACUGUCCAGUUCUAAAAUGGAUAUCCAACAUAUGAGAGCCAUUUUGCACUUCAUCGGAUUGUUAAUACUGAUCACGAAAUUCUCAAACGGCCAAUCUGUGACUCUGACAGGUCCUUCCUUAAUACAGCAAGGUACUGACACAGUUUACACCUGUACUGGAGGAGCAGCGCCAUAUACCUUUAUAUGGGAAGACCUUUCAGUGAUUCCAAUUGUUAAUAUCUUCAUUAAUGGAAAAGCGGUUACCAAUCCCUCUACUCAUCCAAAAUAUGUCAACUUUGGUGUAUCAGAAAAUGAGGGUACAUCCACUAUGACAAUCACUAAUACUCUGGUAGAAGAUGAAGGGCAGUAUAAAUGUGUUGAACUUCCUGUAGGAACAGGAAACAUUGAUGGUGCAGAACUAACAGUAGAAGUCAAAUCGAUACGGAACCUAUCGGUAAAAACUAUAACAGAGAGCAACAUUGACGUGUUCGAAGCAAUAUGUGAAGCUUUAGGAGGUAGACCAGAUGAAACAAUCACAUGGAUGUUAGAUGAUGGGCCUUCACCUUGUGAUGAUACAAAUGUAACGUACCCUGCAGCUGGAGAAGGUCUGUCUAGUAAAAGGAGUGUCUGCACAUUUCAAGCUACUAGUGAGAACAUUGGUCAAACAUUGAAAUGUGUCAUCAGCGGUCAUCAAGUAUAUGAUCUCAAUGGAGAAAAAACAACUACUCUUAAUAUACAAAGGUCACCUACUACUGAUAUAAGGGUGGGAUUCCAGUUCCUUGAACCAAACCUCACAGUGUCAUGUGACAUUGCUGAUCCAACCCAACCUAUUCCAAGCAUAAUGAACUACUACAUAUACUCCGAUGGGACUCUGAUACAUCAAUCUCCAACGGGAGACAACGAUGUGGAGGUUCCAUGUUCAGAAUUCGACCUCUAUACGGAGUUCACUUGCGUAGCAGGGAAUUAUCUUGGAAACACAACAAGUGAUCCGGCUAGAUAUGACCCAACCAAUCGCACACUAUGUACCUGUGUGCCAACUGGUCUGAGUUCUGGGGCCUCUGCAGCUAUUGCUGUCUUAGCCACCCUGUUAGUGGCUUCUGUCAUCAUCAACAUCAUUCAAUUCAUCAUGUUGAGGAGACAGAAGACCAGACCAGAAUUACCUGUCAAUGACUCAAUGACUUGGAUGAAGGAUUGUAUGCGUCUACACUGGACAUGUGACAUUGAGCCUUGUUCGGAUAUGCAGCGGUCCUACAACGCAUCUAUAUCUUAUACACUGAACGAUGGUCGGAUCUGAGCCAACUAAGCUAUAGGGACAUUAUAGAGACUUACUUGUGUUAAAUCUGGCCAAGAGUGCUGAAUUGGCUAUCGAAAGUACAUGUUUUAAUUAUUCAUUGAGUAUACGUCUUUUGAAAAUUCCUUUUUUGAAGAUCAUUUGUUAGAAAUUUGUAAAAAAGAUAACAAAUUCAACUAAGCAACUUUUAAAAUCAAAAGUGGUUGCCAUAACCUUGAAAUUUCCCCCAAAUCUAUGGAUAAGAGGUUGUUAGAUUUUUGUCCCCGAAACGGCAGCCAUUUUGAAUGUACAUGGUCAAGGUAGGCACUUUUACUUUUGAAAGUUGUAUAGUUGAAUUUGCCAUGUCAGAAAACAUAUUAUUAGACCCUAAAAUACAUAGAAUCGGACAAUGUUAACUGUGUUGGUGAAUUUCUAAAGUGCAUUGACCUUUUUGACCAUAGCGCCAUCAUUUAAGGUGGGAGGUAU